CAAAGAAAAAAAAAAUUCUUUUCUUCCCCUUUUCCAUCAUAUACAGAAAAUCAAAAAACAUAUUUAUUUUUCAAUAUCUUCAUUGUCUAUCUUCACCUAUCUGAAAAUUAUAAAGCACACUACUUGUACCUCGAUCAAUCGAAACUUUACAAUGAGGCCAUCAUCAUUUUCCCUUGUUGUUAUUCUAAUUAUUUCCUUCUUACUUUCGUGGCCAUCUUCAUUGAAUGCUGCGGUCAACUGCAACGCUAUAGCCAAAUCAUUUAAACCUUGCAUGGAUUGGGUAACGACGGGCCACAAGAAAGCCGCGGUGCCUCCAAAGGCUUGUUGCAAUGAAAUGCAUAAACUUAAUAACAUGGGGAUAGAUUAUGACGCAGAAAUAGCUAUUUGUGAAUGUGUCAAGUCUGAAAUGCAAGAUCCGAGCAUCGAUAAAAAAGUAGCUGACAAACUUACUUGGCGUUGUGGAGUCCUCUUGUCCUUCCCUACCGUCCCAAAAGUCAAUUGUUCUGAGAUAAACGCUACAAAUACCAGGGGUAUGAAUCAAGAUACAAAUUGAGCCUUGGAGUGAUCUGAUCUCGAGGACUUGAAUCCGAAAAAUGGAUUUUUUUCAAUCUUCUAAACCUCUUCUUUUUGAAAAAAUAACAUGUAAUAUUAUUACAAAUAGAGUUUAGUAUACCCUUUGAUUUGUCUAGGACAUAUAAUUCCAAGGCAAUCAUUCUCAAAAUAGAAAUUAAAUGAGGAGGAUCCUAACAUACUGUAUUGAGCUUCCAAAAACAUGAAAUAUUUGGCUAGGACAACUAUGUAUUCCUUCGUUGGAACUAUGUAUUUCUUGUAAAAUAUCCAAUAACCUUUGUGUGUUUGGCUAUUUGAAAUUUUUAUUUUUA
Molecule: messenger RNA, 881 nt
Organism: Lycium barbarum (goji berry)
Lineage: Eukaryota; Viridiplantae; Streptophyta; Magnoliopsida; Solanales; Solanaceae
Product: non-specific lipid-transfer protein-like
Exons: 2
Coding region: 152-553 (133 amino acids)
Biological process (GO): lipid transport
Cellular component (GO): membrane
Molecular function (GO): lipid binding
Source: RefSeq, a predicted model, not a curated record